Hemicordylus capensis (graceful crag lizard) is the source of this 3961-nucleotide messenger RNA. RefSeq names its product ALG12 alpha-1,6-mannosyltransferase (gene ALG12). NCBI's taxonomy places the organism in Eukaryota, Metazoa, Chordata, Lepidosauria, Squamata, Cordylidae. Gene Ontology annotation, cellular component: endoplasmic reticulum membrane. Bases 375 to 1850 code for a protein of 491 amino acids. Gene Ontology annotation, biological process: protein N-linked glycosylation. The record is from RefSeq and is a predicted model, not a curated record. The transcript has 10 exons. Gene Ontology annotation, molecular function: alpha-1,6-mannosyltransferase activity.
AGUGGGGAGGUAGGCGACGGUAUGCGGAGAAGCAGCUCUGCUGACCUUUCUUACACUGGGUCUACUUUAAGCGGAGCUACUGUAUUUCCUUGUGGGAAUAAAUGGGCAGAGAGUCGGGUUUUGAAAAUGGAUCGGUUUCUCAGGAAAUUGAAAUGGAAAAAGCACUGAAUCGUCUGUGUAGAGCGGCUCAUGUACAUGUUGGUUCCACACUGCGACUUUAAAGAGCUUGCGUGCGAGUCUCGUUUUGUGGCUUAGGAAAUAAGGAAGAAAAAUUCCCCCUGGCCAGUUUGGCUGGCUUCUAUUCUUGCAGGGUGUAUGGCUUCUUCUCCCAGCAACAUUAAGUGUACCUGAAAGAUGGAAAUUUUGAAGCCAUCAUGGCUGAGAAGAAGACCUCAGGAGGACAGCUGCUGCUGCUGUUGCUGAUCAUUGCUGUUGCCUUCAUACACUUAGCUGUUUGCCCAUUUACGAAAGUAGAGGAAAGCUUUAAUCUGCAGGCCAUCCAUGACAUUGUCUACCACAAACUGGACUUGGAGAAGUAUGAUCAUCUUGAAUUUCCUGGAGUUGUCCCAAGAACAUUCCUCGGUCCAAUUUUUGUUGCUGUGCUGUCCAGCCCUGCCCUGUUUGUGCUGUCUCUGUUGCAGAUGUCUAAAUUAUACUCCCAGUUGAUAGUCCGAGGAAGCCUGGGGUUGAGUGUGAUUUAUGCAUUGUGGCGGCUGCACAAAGAAGUAAGAAAGCAGUUUGGUUCCACCGUGUCCAUGGUCUUCUGUCUGAUAACUGCUACUCAAUUCCACCUGAUGUUUUACUGCACUCGAACUCUCCCUAAUGUGUUUGCACUCCCUAUUGUUUUAUUGGCAGUUACAUCUUGGAUACAGCAAAAACAUCACUCCUUUAUCUGGCUCUCAGCUUUGGCAAUUAUCGUCUUCAGAUCAGAACUCUGUAUAUUUCUUGGUCUUAUGCUUCUGGUGACCUUAUGUAAUAAGAGACUCUCCAUUGUGAAGAUGUUUUCCUAUGCUGUUCCUGCAGGGGCUUUUUGGUUAGGGCUUACAGUGGCCGUGGACUCUGUAUUUUGGAGGCAUCUCCUAUGGCCUGAGGGGAAAGUGCUCUGGUAUAACACAGUUCUAAAUAAAAGUUCCAACUGGGGCACCUCCCCUUUCUUUUGGUAUUUUUAUUCAGUCCUGCCUAGAGCUCUGGGAUGCAGUAUUAUAUUUAUACCCCUAGGUGCACUAGACAAAAGGACCCGCCUAUUAAUUCUGCCUGCACUUGGUUUUGUUUUUUUGUAUUCAUUUCUCCCACACAAAGAGCUGCGGUUUAUCAUAUACACAUUUCCAGUCUUCAAUAUAGUGGCUGCCAAAGGCUGCUCACGAAUUCUAAACAAUUACAAGAAGUCUUGGCUCUAUAAAAUAGGAUCUCUUUUCGUCGUAGCACACCUUCUAGCUAAUGCUGCAUACUCAGGAGCAUCACUCUAUGUUUCACAUUUCAAUUAUCCUGGAGGAGUCGCAAUGCAAACAUUGCACCAGUUAGUUCCUCCAAGUACAGAUGUUUCUGUCCAUAUAGAUGUGGCUGCAGCACAGACUGGAGUCUCCCGGUUUUUGGAAGUCAAUCUGGAUUGGAAAUACGACAAAAGAGAAGACCUUAAACCUGGUGACUUGCUCAUGUUCUCAUACACCCACAUACUGAUGGAGAUGGACCCUAUUCAACUGCUGCAUUAUAAGACAACACACCGAAUACUGGCACAUGUACCUGGGACCAGUGGAAUUGGACUUAACUUGACUUCACUACCUCCUUUUACUUUAAACUUGAACUCUAAGCUGGUAUUGUUGGAAAAACUUCCUCCUCCUCCUGGACCAUAACUCUUUGACAGGCGUUAAAUACAUUUACCAGUGAAAUUCUACUGCACUGUUUGAAACCAUAAUGCAACAGCUGUGAAAGAUCAAGAGAACUGUAUUUGACUUUUUGUGUGUGUCUGAGAAAUACAUGUUCUGAAAUUACCUGCCACACACACACACACAGCCAUGUGUAUAUAUUUUCAUGCAAUUGCACACUUUUUAAAAUCUAAUGCAGAAAGUUCUAUAUAAUGUGGUUUACAAAGAUGUAACGUAUGGUUUAUAGCUACCAGGUAAUAUACACCCCAUACACCUGUAGCAUUUUUUUGUAUUCCAUAUUUACAGAUGUGUGCAUUGAAAGGGUAUACUAAUGUGUUUCCCCUGCUAGCUGCUAGGUAGAGAUUGUCAUUUUGAACCACAUCAAGUCUAAACAGGUUCUGAGCUGUUUGAAUAUUCUCACUAGCAAUACAUAGUGGAAGAGCAAGACUGCAGCCAAACACCUUACCCACAAAGACUGUCUCUUGUGCUCAUACUUAUGUAGGUAUCGCACUUGAGUAGCACCUUUGUGGGGAAAAAACCCACAUUUAAGCCCAAACUGCAAAAUGGAUAUCCUCUAUAAAAUGUGGGCAUUUACUGCUUAGUAUGGGUGUUAGAUUUACUCCUAUGCAGCUGCUGUUCAACAUGAUGCCUCCAUACGUAUCUAUCCAAAGGCAGCACAGGGGUUCUGAUUGGUAGGUGCAACCCCCCACCCAGUAUACCUGAUAAGCCUUUUGAACCAGCCCUCUACCUUUAUAUACAGGCACUUGUGGGACACUUGGUAGACAUCAUGAAAUGUCACCCUUGAAGAUAUUUUUACAAGAGAGAUGCCUAAACAUGAAUCAAGAAGGAAACAGUAUGUCCUUAAUUAUAUUGCAAUCAGUGUCAGCUGCAAUUUUAGCUAUUUUGGCUGAAGAAUGCAAAACCUCUUUAAUCACUGUUUAAUUCAAUUAACUCUUCUUUUACUGAAAAAAAGAUUUUCUACGGUUUAUUUUAAUUAAACUUUGCAUUUUGUGAAUUGGUGAGGUAUAUUUAAAAUGAGCAAGCAUACUAAGUUAGACAGAUCAAUGGUUGUAUGUGGUUUUCUUGGUAGUGACAACAGAACAUUCACACACAUCUUAAAAAUUAGUGUGUUUUGAUGUAAGUAUAUUUGUGUUUUUCUUACAAGUCUCAAGGCUGAAUUGGUACUGCUUUAAGCUUUUCACAACCGCUGCCCACUUCAAAAGAAAACAUUUCAUGCAAGUGUUUUUUAAAAUUGCUCAUCUGCUUCUUUUAUAAGAACUAAUCAUGGGUGUUUAUAAUGCUGGGUGGAGCCACAGUGCAGAUCUACAAAUGCAACAAAUAUCAACCUGUAAAACCAGUUCAUCCACACUGUCCUGUAGUUCCCUUGCAUACUAUGCCACACAUUUGAUCAAUUUUAUUGUGCAUCAAAGAAAACACAAUAUUUCUUCCUUGAUGUAGGAGUUAUUCAGUAGUUGCUGGUGCCACUCUGGGCAGGUGAAGCAGUAACCUGGCUUUAAGGCAAAGUACUAAACUUAUCCAAACACCCAACAUCUAUUAACUAACAUAAUAAGCAUGGGGCCUUUUUUGUAGAUCAAGUCUUGCUGCUAUAUUCUGGGAUGGGAAUCUAUUCUUUAAACUGAAAAGAAUUGCUAGGGGGGGGGAACUCUUACACUACCUGGCCCGGCCCAUCUGUAGUAAAGCAUAUACCUAUAAACAGCACAAUUUGUAAUUAUUACCAAGAACAGGCAUCUGUCUGUGUAUUCAAAAGAUGCAUGCCUCAUUAGGUGGCUUGAGGUUUUUUGAGGCUAAAGAACACCUUAACAGUACCUCUGCAUUAGCUCAUAAGGUAUGCUGUUGAAAUCUGUGUUUAGGACUUACCCAAAUUAAAAAAACCUACUAUGUGGUGUCCCUAGAACAUGUAUUCCACAUUUCUGAAAUGUAUAUAGGGAUGGCCACCAUUGCAAUAAUUAGAAAUUGAAUCAUUGGUGGCGGUGGGGUGUAAACAUGUCACAAGUUCUCCUGGUUCUAAUGUUUUUGUUCCUGGAACAUAUGAUCUCUAGCUGUGGGCAUCAAUAAAAGAUUAUACAGCCAUACUGUAA